AUUGAGUCUAUGGCAGCCUGAGUGAGUGAGGGGCUUGAAAUGCUGCUGGGUGGCGGUAUUUGCAGGCCUCUGGGCAUUGUGUGACAGGCAUCCCGGCGUUGCCUGAAUGCCUAGAUGCCUGUAAAACUCGGCAUUCACAGCCGACCUCGUGUUCUCCUCGCUUUCUUUGUCCAACACCGCGUUAACGUCGCCGGGCGCUCAUCGCCUAUUGUUCUUGGGUGGAUUAUAAUCAACAUCGUCUCGCAGCUUCUCCUGACAUGAUUUUUUGCCUUUGUGGUUGAAGCCGCUUUUGUUUUCCCACAUUUCGGAUCGGUCACAGCGAGUGCUCGCCGGCAUCUUGCAUUCUCAGCAUUUGAACAGAUAUGGCUCCCAUCGGUCUCCUGGCUCGUUUCAGGACUCUGGUUGCAAAGAACUACGAUGAACCCGCCAUUUCAGCGCAGACGGCUGCAUUUUUCUCGGUUCUUCUAACCCUGAUCUAUGUGGUUCCCUUCUAUGUAAACCCAACGACCCGGCCAUCCCCUACCCUCAGUAGAGAUGCGCCGUCGGUGAUUCGGGCCCGGAUUCGAGCCGUGACCAUGUCAUGCAUCAUUAGCAGCUUGGCUGUCCUAUGGCUCCUCACCGCUAAAGACAAUGCUUCCAUUUCCGACGCCCUCCGCUUCCUGGGCUGGUGGCCUAUUAGCCUCGUGGAUAUUUUCCGCAGCUUGCUCCUGACGGCCAUCCUGUUCGCCGGUCCACUAUUUGAACGUGGUGUUGCGGAGGGGGAGUGGAGAGAAUGGGUUCGGGGAAAUCGAGUCACCGCAGCACUCCGCAGCUGGAUUGGAUGGAGAAACUAUGUCGCUGGUCCAAUCACUGAGGAGGUUAUGUUCCGCUCCGCUAUCAUCCCUCUUCACCUCCUCGCCAAGGUCGAUCCGGGUCGUAUUGUCUUCGUGGCUCCUCUCUAUUUCGGAAUUGCUCAUGUGCACCAUUUCUAUGAGUUCCGCCUCACUCAUCCUGAUACUUCGAUUGUUGCAGCGUUACUACGUUCUGUCUUCCAGUUUGGCUACACUACCAUUUUCGGCUGGUAUGCCACAUUUGUGUAUCUUCGUACCGGCUCUCUCCUGGCAGUUAUCCUCGCUCAUACCUUCUGCAACUGGUGCGGACUGCCCCGGCUAUGGGGAAGAGUGGAAGCUGGCGUGCCAUUGGGGCCUCCGCUAGUCAAAGGGAAAGAAAACACCGACGUGGCAUACGGUCCGCUUGGACUCAGCUGGACCGUCGCAUACUAUGCUCUUCUUGUUGGAGGGGCAGUUGGCUUUUAUUAUGGGCUAUGGCCUUUGACAGACUCAUUCAACGCGUUGGCCAGCUUUUCCGGGCCUUCCAAAUAAACAUGGCAAGGUCUAGGACAGCAUCCAGCGGACGCAUAAUCGAUAUUUUCUAUGUCUGAUGUUCACCUUUACAUGACCUUUUGUUUCAUGAAUAUGUCUGCUGCUAUGGUACCCAAGCGAGAUUGCGAUUACCUAAUGAUGGCACCUUUGUGUCUUUUCUUCAUUAUUGCUUUAUUUCAUAUUUUGCUAUUGGCAGGGGGCAUAAUUUGCGCGGAACUACAUCUGCUUCUAUGACAGUUCUGGUUCCUAUUCUGUCGAGCUAGGACUCAGCAGUUACCCAGGAAAUAAUAUAAUAUUUCGGCUAUUUCGAACAGUCGCA
This is a messenger RNA of Aspergillus sclerotioniger CBS 115572, 1680 nucleotides long. RefSeq names its product CAAX prenyl protease RCE1. The coding region runs from base 363 to 1361 and encodes 332 amino acids. Gene Ontology annotation, molecular function: metalloendopeptidase activity. Gene Ontology annotation, biological process: CAAX-box protein processing. Gene Ontology annotation, cellular component: endoplasmic reticulum membrane. The transcript is spliced from 4 exons. Lineage: Eukaryota; Fungi; Ascomycota; Eurotiomycetes; Eurotiales; Aspergillaceae. The record is from RefSeq and is a predicted model, not a curated record.